UAAACGUCACACACACACUCUUGCGCUCCAUCAUAAUUUUUGUUUUGUUGCUCCACUGCUGACUGAGUUCUUUUAUUUAAACAAUUGGAACUACGCGAAGAAGCAGCUAAUAAUUGCGCUAUUGUAAAUGCAGUUUUCAUUGGAAGUUUGCUUAUGUAACGCAGCAGGAGAUUAGCAGGACGAACUUCAUACAAAAGGCACUCGAACGGAAUUCCAAGGAUACUCGGACACAGGACUGCAGCAACAAAAACGCAGUCAUGGCUGACAAUGUGUUCAAGUCGCAAGAUAUCGGGCUACGCGCUCAAAAGAAAAUCCUCUCACGCAUGGCAACAAAAAACAUUGCCAAGACAUUCAUUGAUGGUACAACGGCCUCGCUGCUGGAUAAUCUCUACCGCCUGUGCAAGCUGCAUACCGGCAACAAGGCCAAAGCGGAGAAGCUCAUCAAGAACAUCAUCAAAAUAGUCAUCAAGAUUGGCGUGCUGCAUCGAAACAAUCAGUUUAGCGACGAAGAGCUGCGCAGGGCAGACAACUUUAAGCGCAAAUUUCAGAACACACAGCUGUCCAUCAUAUCAUUCUACGAAGUGGACUACACCUUCGAUUUGGGCUAUCUGCAAAAGUCAAUAGCGGAAUCGCGUGUGGCCCUAAAGUCCAUUGUGCAGCCGCAUUUGACGGACAAGUCGCUGGGCCGCAUUGAUGAGGUUUUCGAUUUUUUUGGCGAUGCUGCGCUUUUGGAGACAGCCUUCAAGCCGGAUUCGCCCUACCGCGAGACCAUGGGCAAGAUUGUGGCGGAUAUUAAUUCAGCCAUGGAAACGGGUGAUAUCUGAGCGCUCAGAAAGCAACCAAAAACUCAGCAAAAGACACUAAAUAGCUAGCUGCAACAAUAGUAAGGCUUGGCUCACACCCACCAACAAACCAAAACACACACAAAAAACUAUCUGUAGGAAGGCGAAGAAAAAGACAUGGGGCAGAGUUUAGUUUAGUUUUUUGGGAUAGUGAUAUCAUCGACAAAACACAGCAAAUAUCAAAAGUGAAGAAACGUCCAUGUUCGUAUUGAUUUGUUAACAAAUUUGUGUA
Drosophila guanche is the source of this 1074-nucleotide messenger RNA. It is a transcript of the gene sigmar, whose product is annotated as tumor necrosis factor alpha-induced protein 8-like protein. The transcript is spliced from 3 exons. Bases 258 to 824 code for a protein of 188 amino acids. The record is from RefSeq and is a predicted model, not a curated record. Gene Ontology annotation, biological process: regulation of apoptotic process. Gene Ontology annotation, cellular component: cytoplasm. Lineage: Eukaryota; Metazoa; Arthropoda; Insecta; Diptera; Drosophilidae.